Ylistrum balloti is the source of this 2056-nucleotide messenger RNA. Its product is annotated as protein phosphatase 1 regulatory inhibitor subunit 16B-like. NCBI's taxonomy places the organism in Eukaryota, Metazoa, Mollusca, Bivalvia, Pectinida, Pectinidae. The coding region runs from base 579 to 1262 and encodes 227 amino acids. Gene Ontology annotation, molecular function: phosphatase regulator activity; protein binding; enzyme inhibitor activity. The record is from RefSeq and is a predicted model, not a curated record. Gene Ontology annotation, cellular component: cytoplasm. The transcript has a single exon.
UUGUGUUGGUGAGUGAACGGGCCGCGUGCUGGAUAGAGAUAAUCAGCGUACCAUUCUGGCAGACAGGUUUGUUGGAAAGUUAUCCACAAGGAAAUAUGUCGUCUGCCAAUUGCUGAUUGAGGAGGAGACUUCGAUCGUUGUCUGCCUUGGUUCAACUGUGAUUAGGAUUGUUAAGAGCGACAGUUUAUAUAAGAGUUAGUGUAGAAAGCAUCUAAUGAAAACACGAGUUCGGCGUGCGGCUGGUAAAGGUCUUAAAUAAAUGGCCUUGUACUGUUAAUUAAGCGGAUCUCGUAGCUGGAGGAGGAUUAAGAUUGACUAAUGACUAUUCUCCGGUAAAAAGCAUGGAUGAAAUCGGAGCACAAUUAUGUGUUUAAGAAUAUGGUCAUUCUAGGAGUUCUUAUUGCAAUGCUCUGGCGUCGCUGAUCAAAGGGCGCCUUAUCUUACACGAAAACAUGUAAUAUGAUUCAACACUGGACACUAACGAGCCAAUGUAAUACUUUGUACUUAAGUAAAUACAUUCUCUAAAAAUCAAUUUAACUAAUUGAAAGGUUUUUAAGUAUCAUUGCUAGUUCGUCACCAUGCCCAGCGGAAACGCUCGGAAAAUCACCUUUCCAGCUGAUUCGGUUCUCAGCGCUGUUAUACAAGAUGGUGACGUGUGUGAAUUGUGCCAUAUCUUGCACAACCGGAGGGGUGAAUUUAACAUAAACCAAACAAACCACGUCGGACUGACCGCGCUCCACCACGCCGUUCUCAGCAACAAUCUGGACGCCGUCAAAAUGUUAUUGUGUGGUAACUCGGAUGUGAAUGCAAAGGACGUGCACGGAUUUAGUCCCUUACACACCGCCUCAGCAUGUGGAUUCCUACAGAUCUCCAGUUUGUUACUUGUGUUUGGUGCCGAUGUUUUUUCUUUGACGAAACAAAUGGAGUUACCUGUAGACGUUGCCAAAGAUAUAAGCAUUGUCCGCAUGCUUACCAUGGAAAUGUACAGUCGUGUCCAUGCCGAGUUGUACCUUCAAACAGUCAUCACUACUAAGUUACAAAAUAUGUGGUCAAAAUUUCUUAAAAUCGUUAUGUUUGUGAUGAAAUUCUUAUUUACUUUGGUGAAAAAUGUGUGGCAACGAUAUGCCUUCACCGUGAGACAGGAUAAUGACGGAAAGGUGAGUGUGGUACCAAACACUGUGAAUGGGGGUACCAAAAUAACGCAUAUUGACAACAACAACAAACAAAAGAGAAGAAGUAAGCCAAUGAUGAAAAUAGAAUGAUACUCCAUACACCUUCUUUGUCACGAUGUCCGUGUCUCCAGUAUUACGUCAGCUAUAGAAUUGACAUUUUGACCUCUCAUUCAGGUAUCGAAAUAUUCAGUGGAACGUCUUUCUUAGUAGGGAAAUUUUACUACCACAACAAACAUCGGGUGUUGUGACUUGGUGUGUGAUCAGAUACCGUUACCGAAACGUCACGUAUUCUAGAUGGUACAAUGUAAAUUAGAUGUCUAUGUCUUUAUUAGGACUAUAGCAUUGACAGGGUUUACAAUACUUGUGUAAACAUCUCGAAUUUACUCCUUUUUUUUGCUACUGAAAAGGUUUGACGUAAAUCGUUGAUCAAAGAAGGGUUUGUCCAAAUUCUGCACGUGAAGGAUGUCUGGAAUAAAUGCUCAGGAAAUGUGAUUCUAUUUAAAUGAAGGAAAUUUAUUUACAUAAUUUUAUUUAUUUGUAAACUUUGCCAAUCUCUGUUGCUAUAAAUAACAUAAAUCUGUGUUAUGUUGAUAUACAGGAGAGUGCAUGCACAAGAUCUGCUAGAGAUACAAUUCUAUUUUUACAUAAACAUAAAUUGUAUUUAUGUCCGGGCCAAUAUGUGUACGGAGCUAUACAGAACGAGGUGCGUAUCGCCGAUACAGACGUGAGGAGAACAUGUCUCAUUAGUGCAAAUCGUGAAUGUUUUAUGAAUGCGUGCGAGAAGGAUGUGUAAUGAACGUGUGAAGAUUUAUGUAAUAAGUCAACACAGGAUAUGUAAUGGUGGAACUAUUUCUGAUAUCACAAUAAACGGGAAAGGGUUUCCA